This is a messenger RNA of Diaporthe batatas, 1761 nucleotides long. RefSeq lists its product as uncharacterized. Bases 274 to 1761 code for a protein of 495 amino acids. The transcript has 5 exons. Gene Ontology annotation, cellular component: mitochondrion. NCBI's taxonomy places the organism in Eukaryota, Fungi, Ascomycota, Sordariomycetes, Diaporthales, Diaporthaceae. The record is from RefSeq and is a predicted model, not a curated record. Gene Ontology annotation, molecular function: flavin-dependent sulfhydryl oxidase activity; flavin adenine dinucleotide binding.
AGCCCAGCUUUGCGUGGUGAUCUGUCAAAAGAGGCUUGUCCCGCUCGCGACUUACUGUACCAAGCUGGCAUUAUAAUGGCAGCACUCCCCGGCGUCCACUGGCUGUAAAAGAUGACUGGCCUAUACUAUUGCAGGUGUCCUCGCAUCAGCGUGCAUAUUCGCAUGAACCCUGAUGACCAGGCGAGGGGGCCUUGAUGUCCAGGACGGUGUCUUUGAAAGGAGGCCGCAGCCUUCCCCACAGACGCCGCUUCCGGGAAGACGGGUCCGCACGCCAUGAUUGUCUUGUUGAUUUCAUCCCUCGUCCUUGUGCUCGGUUUCAGCCUUGACAGCGGUCCGUCGUCCACUGGCGGGCAAGGAGGUGAGAUGGCUGAGCACAACGAGAAGUCGCGGCGGGAAACCCUCGCUGCAAUCCCUGAAGAGGACGCAGACGAGGAGUAUUACAACGUCGAAGACGUCCACCCGGGCCCUGUCGAGCAUGAGGAUGGUAAAGAUAUGCUUGGUGACCUGGCCCGCUUCCCGGCCGAGCUGCGGGUCUUAAUAUACCAACAGUACUUCUUCGGCGAUGGACUUUCGUGCGAUAUCCGCCGGUCUACAAAAGACAUUAUUCGUGAUUCAAGCGGUGACAGGGAGGACAAUCUGACAACCAAGCCAUGCACGGUGGCCCACUCACUGUCGAGCAACAUCAGUGGCGUCUCCCUACUCCAGACGAACAAGCGGAUAUACGCAGAGUCGCUCCCAGAGCUCUACGCGCAGGCGCGCUUCCGCUUCGACAGGCUGUGCCCGCUGCAGCACUUCCUGAGCGCGACGCCGCCGUCCAGCCUGCGGCACGUGCGGGCGGUGCGGUUCGAGUGGGUGACGUACACGUUCAUCUACGGCUCGGACUACGUGGCGACGUACGUGGAGCGGAUCUGGGGCCCCGUGUGGGCGAGGCUGGUCGGGCUGGAGGGCCUGCGCGAGCUGACCGUGACGGUGAGGCCUGGCUGGGCGGGCGGGUGGACGGUGCUGGGGGCCGCGAGGGAGAGGUGUGAGGAGCUGCUCUUUGGGCCGGUCAGGAGGCUUGAGGGUGGGGGUGUUGUGUUGAGGUGGGCCGAGCCCCUGCAAUCGACGACACACAGCACAUCAGGCGAGGAAUGCUCCCUGGUUAUCUUGUGCAGGUGCUUAGCCGGGGAUGUACGAAGCAUCCGCGAGUCCGCCGCCGACAACUAUGCCGCCGCAAACUUCCCCAAAGACUCGACAGAGAGCCUGAAGCAGCAGGCGAGCUCGGGCUGGUCCCCUGGCGAGGUGGACUUUGGGCUGGGCGACAACAUCCUGAAAGGUGGCGCCAUCGCGCCCAAGCUGGGCAACGAGACGGCCAAGCGCGAGCUCGGCCAUGCCACGUGGAAGUUCCUCCACACCAUGAUGGCGCGGUUCCCCGAGAAGCCGACCCCGGACGACCAGGUCGCCCUCAAGACCUUCAUCACCCUCUUUUCGCGCCUGUACCCCUGCGGCGAGUGCGCCGGCCACUUCCAGAAGCUUAUCGCAAAGUACCCGCCCCAGGUGUCGAGCCGCAACGCCGCCGCCGGGUGGCUGUGCUUCGCCCACAACAUCGUCAACGAGCGGCUCAAGAAGCCCAUCUUCGACUGCAACAAGAUCGGCGACUUUUAUGACUGCGGCUGUGCCGACGACCCGGGCAAGGCCGCCCCCGAGGGCGAGGGGGCCAAGAAGGCUGGCGGGGCCGAGGCGGAGCUCAAGGAGAGGGAGGCUGCUGCGCCGGCUGCGUAG